Molecule: messenger RNA, 3425 nt
Organism: Ailuropoda melanoleuca (giant panda)
Lineage: Eukaryota; Metazoa; Chordata; Mammalia; Carnivora; Ursidae
Gene: LRRC43
Product: leucine rich repeat containing 43
Exons: 13
Coding region: 1441-3387 (648 amino acids)
Molecular function (GO): protein binding
Source: RefSeq, a predicted model, not a curated record
AUGCUCAAUAUCAUUAUGAGUCAGGCAUUAGGGAAAUGCAAAUAGAAACCACAAUGAUAUACAUCACACCAAAGAUGGCUAUCAUUAAAAGGAAAAAAAAAGAACAGUAAAAUAAUAGGUGUUGGUAAAAAUAUAAAAAGUUGGAAUCUUCGUAUAUUACUGAUGGUAAUGCCACAUAGCGCAGCUUCUGUGAACGGUUUGGCAGUUCCUCAAUGUUAAACAUAGGGUGACCAUAUGACCCAGCGAUUUCAUUCCUAGGUAUCUACUCAAGAGAAAUGAAAACACAUGUUGACACAAGGACUAUGAUGUACAGGAAUGUCGAAGGCAGCAUUAUUCAUAAGAACCAAAAGGUGAAAACAGCCCAAAUGUCCCUCAGCAGGCGAAUGGAUAAACAAAAUGUGGUCUCUCCAAACUGCAGUAUUACUCAGCCCUAGAAAGGAAGGAGGUAGUUACACACUAUAACACGGAUGAACCUUGAAAACAUGAGGCUAAGUGAAAGAAGCCAGACACAAAAGGACAAAUAUUGUAUGAUUCCAUUUAAUAUGAAAUACUUAGAAGAAGCAAAUCCAUAGAUACAGAAAGCCUAUUAGUGGUUGCUAGGGGAUGGGCCAGAGGGGGAAUGGGGAUUGACUGCCUAGUGGGUAUGGGGUUUCCUUUGGGGUGAGGAAAAAGUUGAAAAUCAGAUAACAGUGCUAGUUGCACUAUGAAUAUAGUUGCAUUGUGAAUAUACUACAAAUCACAAAAUUGCACAUUUUAAACGGGUGAAUUUGGAGGUUUGUAAAUUGUAUCUCAAUUAAGAUGUUGCACUUCCAAAUUAUAGGAACCAGAAUCAUCUUAUCCCAUUUAUUUCUCAAACCUGUGCCCAGAAGCCCUUACUGUUUGGCCAGCAGUAGGCUAGAUACUAGAUGCCUUGAGGAUGGAGAGAGAAAUGAGACUGCUUCAGUCUAAAAUGGGAUCUUGGUGCUAAAGUGGUUAUAUUUGCAGACAGUGAUUAAAACCCGUGACUUGGGUUAAAGAGAUCCACACUGGAAUCCACUGGUUAGAAUCCUGAGAUUGUUUGACCUUGGGCUCAUUUCUCCUUUCUAGAUCUGUCAAAUGGGGAUAAUAAUUAGCACUUUUUUUUCAUAUGGGAAGCGCUCGGCACCUACUAGGAGCUACAGCGGUUACAGCCCCUCCCCCCACACCGGGUUGCGAUGGAAAGUGUACUAUUAUCCUAUUUUACAGCUGCGAGCACAGCUGGGUCAGAAGAGAAAACCCAGGUCGUCCCCGCCCGAGUCAGGGUCUCGGAUUCCCGGUCGGUAAAGUCCCAGACACCUGCUAGCGGUGGGUUUCGGGAGCGCCUGCGUGCCGCGCGCCCCCGCCGGGACGAGCACGCGCCCGGCCCUGGCGCGCACGCGCGUCUGUCCCGUCGGUUGCCUAGUUUGGGGGCGCCAAGCGGCCAUGGAGAAGCCGGGUGUGACCCUGAGCGCCGCGGUCCAGGAGCACCUGAGGCACUUGUGUCUGCGCGAGUUCCCAUGCGGCACCGGCAGCUGGAAUAAGUCACGCUUUCUUCCUCGAACUUGGCGAACAUGGAGGGAGCUGGUCCCCAGAGAAGAGGAGGCUGUGAACCCUGGGGAGGAGACAGUGGAGGCGCUGCUGGACCUGGUCCGCAGCCCCCACUCACCCUGGGCUCUGCUGGAGGGCUCCAAUGCAGAGGACCGUUUUCUGAGGGAACUGGCCAUCCAGAAUCCCCUGGUGCUCAAAGACACCUUCUUCUACUCGUACUUCAGGUCCCUACGGGUGGUGGACAAGCAGGUGAGCCUGGUGGAUAAAGGUCUCCUGAAAUUUCUGAAACUUGAAGAGUUGGUACUGAGUGCCAAUCAAAUCAAGGAGAUCGACGCUGUCAACUUGCCCCCAACUCUCAAGGUGCUGGAGCUCUACGGCAACAAGAUGAGCAGCAUGGAGUGUCUGUGGACUCGCCCGCCCCCACAUCUCCAGCACUUGGGGUUGGGUCAGAACAAGCUUCUGGGCCCUUUAGAAAGUCUGUAUGUCACCGCAGAUCACUGGCCCAACCUUGUCUCUCUGGACCUGAGCUUCAACGACCUGACGGACCUGCAGGGCAUGAUCGCCAGCCUCAGCACCCUCCCCCACCUGCGGCUGCUCGUGCUGCAGGGGAACCCGCUGGCCCUGGUGCCCUACUACCGAGGCUUCACCAUCGACAGCCUGUCCCAGCUCUGCGUGCUGGACGACAUCACCGUGUCGCCCAGUGAGAAGCAUCAGUUCCGGGGGCUCAGCCACAGUGGGGACCUCUUGGCACGUGAGGCACAGUUCGUGGUGACUAUUGGAAAUGUCAAGGGGGUUCUGGACACCUCUAUCCUGGACCCGGAACCAGGGCCUCAAGGCCCUUUUAUCACUUACAACUAUUACGUGACCUACGAUUUUGUGGAAGAUGAAGAAGGAGAAGGAAGUGAUUACGGUGGUGUGCUGGCCGAGAUUGUCAAGCCCUCGCCCAGCACCGAACAGCUGGUCGAGGACAUUCCUGAAGAGCUCUUCGAGGAGGCUGAAGACUCCGUAGAGUCUGGGCUGUCCACGCUGUCGGGAGAGCUGGAGGGUUCGGUGGCCUCGGGCGGGUCGGGAUCCUUGCCCCAGGUGACAGACUCCGCGGAGGAGCUGGCCAAGCUGCGGCCGCGAAUAGAUCCCCGGCUCUGCCCCUCCCCAGGGACAGUUCUCUUCAGCACCGUCCGCAAGCCUUGGACCAAUGUCAUCCCCUGCAACUAUGAAAUGCAGCACACCCUCAGGGACCUGGUGCCCCUCAAGGCCUUCCUGCUGGCGGGAACCACCGUGACCAUCGUGGAGGAGAAGAUUCUCUCCUGGCCUCUGGUGCCUCCGCCUGUCGACACUGUGUUGCCUGCUAAGAAAGGGGAGAAGGACAAGAAGGGGGAGAAGGACAAAGACAAGAAGGGAAAGGAGGGGAAGGACAAGGCCGGGAAAGUGGAGAAAGAGACGGCACUGAAGGAGCAGAAGGCGUCCAAGAAGAAGGAGCUUCCUAAGGAGCUCCGCCAGGACCCACCCGUCCUGCGGGUGCUGGGCAGCGGCUUUGUGGCCUUGGAGCCCCUGCUGGGGGGGGAGCCACUGGUGUCCAAAGUGUGCAACUUUGGGGUGAUUCGCACCACGGAAACUGACAGGCUGACCUUUCUCAGGGAUGCAAAGAACAAGAACAAGAACGCUAAAAAAGCUCCGGAGGCUGGGAAGUCCAAGACCAAGGUGCCAGUGUCGCUAGAAAAGGAAAAAUCUGCGGUUGCCGCGUACAACGGCGACUACCAGCCCCAGCCGCUGACGGUGGAGGUGCAGAUCCGGCUGAACCAGCACCUCUCGGCCGAGGAGGCGCUCCGGGAGAUCUCCCUGUAGGGCGCGGGAUUAAAGGCUGUUCUGACGACCGUGGCUUC